Fukomys damarensis (Damara mole-rat) is the source of this 3732-nucleotide messenger RNA. RefSeq names its product angiomotin like 2 (gene Amotl2). Bases 81 to 2369 code for a protein of 762 amino acids. The record is from RefSeq and is a predicted model, not a curated record. Lineage: Eukaryota; Metazoa; Chordata; Mammalia; Rodentia; Bathyergidae. Gene Ontology annotation, biological process: hippo signaling; actin cytoskeleton organization; establishment of cell polarity involved in ameboidal cell migration. Gene Ontology annotation, cellular component: bicellular tight junction; cytoplasmic vesicle; plasma membrane. The transcript has 10 exons.
GGCAAUUCGGUUGGGCAGGUGCUCUCGGGUCAGGUGCCUGCUGGCCAUUGUCUAGGCAGGUGUGUGUAAGCCAGAGAAUCAUGAGGACCUUGGAAGACUCCUCUGGGACAGUCCUGCACCGCCUCAUCCAGGAGCAGCUGCGCUAUGGCAACCUGACGGAGACACGUACACUGCUGGCUAUCCAGCAGCAGGCCCUGCGGGGUGGGGCUGGAGCUGGGGGCACAGGGAGCCCCCAGGCCUCCCUGGAGAUCUUGCCACCUGAGGACAGUCAGGUGCUUCAGCAGGCCACCAGGCAAGAGCCCCAAGGCCAGGAGCACCAGGGUGGUGAGACCCACCUGGCAGAAAACACCCUCUACCGGCUGUGCCCACAGCCCAGCAAGGGUGAGGAGCUGCCUACCUACGAGGAGGCCAAAGCCCACUCACAGUACUAUGCAGCUCAGCAGGGAGGGCCAAGGCCACACCUUGGAGAACGGGAUCCUCGUGGGGCUCCAGGAGGCGUCCGCCGGCAGGAUGAGGCCCUACGGGAGCUGAGGCAUGGGCAUGUGCGCUCACUCAGUGAACGGCUCCUGCAGCUUUCCCUGGAGAGGAACGGUGCCCGAGGCCCCAGCCACAUGAGCACCUCUCACAGCUUCCCACAGCUGGCUCGCAGCCAGCAGGGCCCUCCACCCCGAGGCCCUCCUGCUGAGGGCCCGGAGUCCCGUGGACCCCCACCACAGUACCCACAUGUUGCACCUUCUCAUGAAACUACUGCUGUCACUGACCCGAGGUACCGUGCCCGCGGCAGCCCACACUUCCAGCAUGCUGAAGUCAGGAUCCUGCAGGCCCAAGUACCUCCUGUGUUCCUCCAGCAGCAGUACCUGCAGCAGCCCCAGGAGCACCCUGCACCCCCACAUCUGGCUGUUCUCAGUCAUGGGAGUCAUGGUCUGGGAGUGGAGGGACCAGCAAGUGUCCAAGCCGCCUCAGCCACCGUGGGGAGUGCCCAUCUGGCCCAGAUGGAGGCUGUGUGGAGGGAGAAUGCCAGGCUGCAGAGGGAGCUGGAGAGCUCUGCAGAAAAGGCGAGCUGCAUUGAAAAGCUGGAGAGUGAAAUCCAGCGGCUCUCUGAAGCCCAUGAGAGCCUGACAAGGGCCUCUUCCAAGCGUGAGGCCCUGGAAAAGACCAUGCGGAAUAAGAUGGACAGUGAAAUGAGGCGGUUGCAGGACUUCAACCGUGAUCUUAGAGAGAGAUUGGAAUCUGCAAACCGCCGCCUGGCAAGCAAGAUGCAGGACUCCCAGGCGGGCAGUCAAGAUAUGGUGGCCAAGCUGCUUGCUCAGAUCUAUGAGCAGCAGCAGGAGCAAGAGAAGCUAGAGCGUGAGAUGGCACUGCUGCGUGGUGCCAUCGAGGACCAGCGGCGACGGGCCGAGCUGCUGGAGCAGGCUCUGGGCAAUGCACAGGGCCGUGCAGCACGAGCGGAGGAAGAGCUGCGCAAGAAGCAGGCCUAUGUGGAGAAGGUUGAGCGGCUACAGCAGGCACUUGGGCAGCUGCAGGCUGCCUGCGAAAAGCGAGAGCAGCUGGAGCUACGCCUGCGGACACGCCUAGAGCAGGAACUCAAGGCCCUGCGUGCACAGCAAAGACAGGCGGGCACACCCAGUGGGGGCAGCAGCAAUGGUGGGUGCCCCGAGCUCAGUGCCCUGCGACUGUCAGAACAACUUCGCGAGAAGGAGGAGCAGAUCCUGGCACUGGAGGCCGACAUGACUAAGUGGGAGCAGAAGUAUUUGGAGGAACGUGCCAUGAGACAGUUUGCCAUGGAUGCUGCCGCCACCGCAGCCGCCCAGCGUGACACCACUCUCAUCCGACACUCCCCCCAGCCCUCUCCCAGCAGCAGCUUCAACGAGGGCCUACUCACCGGUGGCCACAGGCAUCAGGAGAUGGAAAGCAGGCUAAAGGUGCUCCAUGCCCAGAUCCUGGAGAAGGAUGCUGUGAUCAAGGUCCUUCAGCAGCGCUCUAGGAAGGACCCUGGCAAAACUACACAGAGCUCCCUGCGGCCAGCCAAAUCAGUGCCAUCUAUCUUCCCAGCUGCAGCGGCAGGGACCGCCGGCUGGCAAGGGCUCUCAUCAAGUGAGCGACAAGCAGAUGCUCCCGCCCGGCUGACGAUAGACAGGACACCCACGGAAGAGCCAAUAGCUGCAGCUCCCCUCCCUACCCAUGCCAAACAUGGGAGUAGGGAUGGGAGCACCCAGACUGAUAGCCCUGUGGAAAGCACCUCUGCUUACCUGACGUCAGAGCCUGACAGCCUUCCCAGCUGCAGCAGUGGCCAGAGGGCAGCCUCUCUGGACUCUAUAGUUACAUCCAGAGUCCAGGACUUGUCAGAUAUGGUGGAGAUACUGAUCUAAAGAUGGUGGCUCCUUGGAGACCCUGAAUCAUGCCCUGCCUUUUUCUGCCACUCUCGGCCAUUCCAGCAGCCCCUAACUCCAUCUUCCCUACUUUCCCCAACCAUUGACUGGCUGGUCCCAGGAGCUCAGAGAGGAGUGCUGCAAAGGAGAGGGAGCUGAGAGAGACCAGCACCCCAGGAGAUUCCACCUGUGCCAAUGGAGAAUGUGGAUUCACCCUUUACCUGCUGCUGGGGUAGCACCAGAAAGCCCAGAAGGAAUCUGAGCCCCCUCUGCCCUGCCAGUUGGCAUUUAGACAAGAAGGGAGAGAGGGGAUGUGUUGGUUUGGGGAGCAGAUUCCCAAGGGUGGUUACCCAUGGGCACCAAGCAGGGUAACCAGGCCAGCCAUGCUUUUCCUCUGGCUAAAUGUGGUUCCAGCAAACCUCAUCUGCUCUUCAGCUCCUCACUGCCUUCUUGGGAACACAAGACUUGAAUCUUAUAGGGACUUUUGAGGGACUUGCAGAAGACACAGCUUCACCCCUCACUUGGAAUGGAUUAGGGGCCAUUCAAGUGGACUGGGGGACAAUGAGUGCUUUGUAUAUAAUUCCUUUUCUUACGUAACGGAAGAUUGUGGCAUGUUGGUUCAGGUUGGUCUCCGUGGGCCCUGUUCAUUGUGCAUGCCACCAUGAAACUUCGGACUGGCCUCCCGGUUAUUCCUCCUCCUCCUCAACUUCUUGGUCCAUGGAGUUUGACGUGGGUUGAUUCACAAGAUGUUGGUUCUUUUUGUCUCUCUAAAUACUGUCCUAAAUAGGAUCCCCGUCACCAGCAGUUUGAAACUUCUAUCCCUGGGACACCCUGUCAGUUUGAUUAUAAACUCUGAGCCAGAUGAAAUGAGCCGCUACACACAGACAUCUGCCAUGCCCACCCAUGCACAUGGGUGGCCCUGCCCAGCACCAUUUCUCUCUGAGGAAACUGGAGAAGUUGUCUUGUUCUCAUAAGUGUCUUUGUUCCCACCUGGAGGGACUGGGAAAGGGAACACUGCUGUUGAAAACUAGUCAAUUAGCUAUAAUGUGUAACUCAAAUUGUCUUCUGAGUGGAGCCCCUAUCGCAGACUAUCCCCAUGAGGCUGGCUCCUCUAGCUACCCAUCCCAAGCCCUGAAGCUGGGCCAGAUACUUUGAAUCAAGGAGAAAGCAUCCCACAUGGCAGCCUACAGCAACAGUGACUGACUCCUGGUCUUAAAGUCCCCUGAUUCAGCCAUAGGAGCGAUUGGUGGGUAUUAGCAGUUUUGUCCUUGCUGUUUCUAGUUUUCCUUAAAAUUUGUUGUAUUUUUCUUCUUCACUGUUUUUGGAUUCAAUAUGUGUUCCUCUGGUUCCCUGAAUUUCCUUU